Messenger RNA from Harpia harpyja (harpy eagle), 2657 nucleotides. RefSeq names its product IKAROS family zinc finger 2 (gene IKZF2). NCBI's taxonomy places the organism in Eukaryota, Metazoa, Chordata, Aves, Accipitriformes, Accipitridae. Gene Ontology annotation, biological process: regulation of transcription by RNA polymerase II. The record is from RefSeq and is a predicted model, not a curated record. The transcript is spliced from 9 exons. The coding region runs from base 430 to 2013 and encodes 527 amino acids. Gene Ontology annotation, molecular function: RNA polymerase II cis-regulatory region sequence-specific DNA binding; DNA-binding transcription factor activity.
GCCCGCCCGCGUGUGGGGGCGCCGGCGGCCGCGCGUGUCUGUGUGAGCGUGUCCGUCUGUGCGCGACUCUGUGUGUGUGUGUGUGUGUGCGUGUCCGUGUGUGUGCGAGUGCGUGCGUGUGUGUGAGUGAGUGCGGGCGUGCGGCUGCCGCCGCCGCCGGAUCGGUUUCUCGGGGUUUGACCAGCUGUCCCAGGCUAACCCUGCUCUCUGAAGAUGGAGGAAGUAAAAACAGGAUUACCCUUAGCUACAGCUCCACUGCCUUAGUUUCCAUAGCCAACUGCCGUGCACAAACACACCUCCACUAGGCAGAGAGAGCCGACACUAAUAAAAACACAAACAAAAGGGUGAUGGAAGUGAUUCACUGCCUGCGCGGCUGAGUGUGUGCCUGCCUACCUGGACUAGGGGGAAGAUAAGCACUGCACUUUGACUAUGGAAGCAGAGGCUGCUGAUGGAUAUAUAACAUCAGGUGACAAUGAGCUUUCGCCCGAAAGGGAGCACUCCGGCAUGGCCAUUGACCUCACCUCCAGCACACCCAAUGGGCAGCAUACCUCCCCAAGUCACAUGGCAAGCACAAAUUCAGUAAAGCUAGAAAUGCAAAGUGAUGAGGAAUGUGACAGGAAGCCCCUGAGUCAGGAAGAUGAGAUCAGGGCUCAUGAUGAAGGAAGCAGCCUGGAAGAGCCCCUCACUGAGAGUAACGAGAUGGCGGAUAACAGAAAGAUCCAGGAGCUAUCGAGCGAGGGAGGAAUCCGGCUUCCGAAUGGUAAACUGAAAUGUGACGUCUGUGGCAUGGUUUGCAUUGGGCCCAAUGUGCUAAUGGUACAUAAAAGGAGCCACACUGGUGAACGCCCCUUCCACUGUAACCAAUGUGGAGCUUCUUUUACCCAGAAGGGGAACCUGCUGAGGCACAUCAAGUUGCACUCUGGGGAGAAACCGUUCAAAUGUCCCUUCUGCAGCUAUGCCUGCCGACGGAGGGACGCCCUCACAGGACACCUCAGGACGCACUCUGUGGGGAAGCCUCACAAGUGCAACUACUGUGGCCGGAGCUACAAGCAGCGCAGUUCGCUGGAGGAGCACAAGGAACGCUGCCACAACUAUCUGCAGAAUGUCAGUAUGGAGGCUGCCGGGCAGGUCAUGAGUCACCAUGUACCUCCUAUGGAAGAUUGUAAGGAACAAGAGCCUGUGAUGGACAACAAUAUUUCUCUGGUGCCUUUUGAGAGACCUGCUGUUAUAGAGAAGCUGACAAGCAACAUGGGAAAGCGUAAAAGCUCCACCCCACAGAAGUUUGUGGGUGAAAAGCUUAUGAGAUUUGGCUAUCCAGAUAUUCCCUUUGAUAUGAACCUAACCUAUGAGAAGGAGGCUGAGCUGAUGCAGUCUCACAUGAUGGACCAAGCCAUCAACAAUGCAAUCACCUACCUUGGAGCUGAGGCACUUCACCCCCUGAUGCAGCACACACCAAGCACAAUUGCAGAGGUGGCCCCAGUCAUCAGCUCAGCUUACGCUCAGGUCUAUCAUCCUAACAGGAUAGAAAGGCCUAUUAGCAGGGAAACAGCUGACAGUCACGAGAACAACAUGGAUGGCCCGAUCUCCCUCAUCAGACCAAAGAGUCGAACCCAGGAUAGAGAGGGCUCCCCCAGCAAUAGCUGCCUGGAUUCUACUGACUCAGAGAGCAGCCAUGAAGACCGCCAGUCCUACCAAGGAAACUCUGCCUUAAAUCCCAAGAGAAAGCCAAGCCCGGCUUAUAUGAAGGAGGACGCCAAGGCUUUGGAUGUCACAAAAGCUUCUAAGGGCUCUUUAAAGGAUAUCUACAAGGUCAUCAAUGGAGAAGGGGAGCAGAUUAGGGCUUUCAAGUGCGAGCACUGUCGUGUCCUUUUCCUGGACCAUGUCAUGUACACCAUCCACAUGGGCUGCCAUGGCUACCGGGACCCGCUAGAGUGCAACAUCUGUGGCUACCGAAGCCAGGACCGCUAUGAGUUCUCAUCACACAUAGUCCGAGGGGAGCACACAUUCCACUAGGCCUUCUCAUCCAAAGGGGACUUGUAUGAAGUAGAAGAACUGCACAUGAAGAAAUACUGCACUUACAAUCCCACUUUUCCUCAGACAUUGAGACGCCUAUUUUGUUGUUGUUGCUGUUGUUGUUGUUGCUGUUGUUUAAUUAUUAUUAUUAACCUUAUUUUUUGUGAACCCAACCUCAUUUGCUCUGCCCAGCUUAAGAAUGGAAAGAAGGAAGGGAAGGGAUAAAAGAGGGGUUUGUUGUUGCCAUCACUUUUUGGUGAGUGACCCACCUCACUUUCUGUGGGAAUUGAAAGGCAGUCCAUUUCUGUCUCAAUCAGCUGUACAUCGUGUCCUGUUUUGGGAUAUCGCUCGACCUUGCUAAGUGCUUUAAAGUCCCAAUGACAUGCCACUCAUUUAAAAUUUCAGAUGAAUAGGUAGAAACAUUUCAGAGGAGAGCCUUUUUCAAACAUGUAGAUACGGUGCGGGGUUUCGGUGACUGGAGGAGAGGGUGGGGGAACUUAAUUCUGCAGAAUGAACAAUUAUUUUUAAAGCAAAACUGUUAGGGAUUUAGGAGCACGAGUCAAAGUCGAUAUUCCUUUCAAAAUUACUUUCUAGGGUGAGCUGUUUUCCUGGGUUCAGUGUGUAUUGCUCCUCUAGAAUGUAAA